Messenger RNA from Thamnophis elegans (Western terrestrial garter snake), 3069 nucleotides. Its product is annotated as zinc finger protein 345-like. The record is from RefSeq and is a predicted model, not a curated record. Bases 488 to 2686 code for a protein of 732 amino acids. NCBI's taxonomy places the organism in Eukaryota, Metazoa, Chordata, Lepidosauria, Squamata, Natricidae. The transcript has 5 exons. Gene Ontology annotation, biological process: regulation of immune system process; negative regulation of transcription by RNA polymerase II; regulation of cytokine production.
GAACAGAUAGAAACUCCGAGACUUCGAAGGAGAAACCUGGAUCAUUAGAAGAAGGGGUGGGGGGGACUAGGUUCUCUCCGGUGGGAGAAGAGGAAACGCCGAAAGGACCAGCCAUAGGACGGAGGCAAAGCUGGAAGCCGCUUGACUUCCUUGGGAGCGAGUCUCGUUGAAUUCAGGGUUGGAAGUUCAUUUGAAAGGAGAGUAUCCCAUGCAAGAUCCGAUCGCUCAUCUCUUCAUCCUUGGUUCCUCCAGCGGCCAGUCAUGCCCCUCCUGGAAAUGCCAGUCAUCAGAACAGCCUUUUUUCUCCUGCUGGAUGUCCUCUGCAACUGAUUUCAGAGGUAGCUUGCCUUUGGAUAUGGAAGCUCUACACCAGCCUCCUGACAGCGAGCCAUUGACAACUUUCCAUCUCCCAUUCCACCUUAGCCACUUCUCGUGGGUUUGAAUUCUGGCUGGCGAUAUUCACAGAAGCACCUGAUCACCCAACGUCAUGCAGGAAAACUAUGAGAAUGUGAUCUCACUGGCAGAGGAAAUUGCAAUCAGUUGGCCUCGGAUAACUGCCUUUGCUGAGUCCCACAGAAGAAGAGGACUUGGGCCUGUCAUGGAGUCUGAACGGAGCCAAGCACAGCAGGCCCCGUUGCAGAGCCAAGCAGUCGGCCCAAGCGAAAGUGGACUCAAUGCUGACCUCCGUCGCCAGCUGGGCUUCAUCCUGCAGACGGCGGGCAGGAGCCAAGUGGAGAAGAUGCUGCGGGAACUGGUGAAGGAGCAGAGCCAGGAAGGGAAGCGGAAAGCAAGGAAGAAGGCACCUAAGAACCACAAAGUUGAAGCUGUUGAGGAUAAUGAAGAAGAGCUGCAGCCAGAACAAGACUGUGUGGAGAAGCGGGCAGCACCCUCAAGGAGAUCUAUUAGCCCAGAGGAGGCUUGCACCAGCAGACAUUGGUGCCCGCAGAGCCUAAAGGACCAACAGCCUUAUCAAGACUUUGCGGUGCAUCAGCAGGAAGGGAAGAAUUCCAGCAGCCAAAGGUGCCUGGAAAAGUCGGGGGUGUGGGGGGAGUGUGGGAAGAAAAGCAUGAAUGUUCGGGGCCACAGUAUGCCCACCCCAGAGAGACCACACCAAUGCACCGAAUGUGGACGUUGCUUCCGGCAACACUCCAUCCUGCAUAAACAUCAGAAGAUUCACACGGGGGAGAAGCCCUACCUGUGUGUGGCUUGUGGCAAGAGAUUCAACCGCAGCUCCAACCUGGUGCAGCACCAGCGUGUCCACACAGGGGAGCGUCCCUUCCCCUGCGCCGCCUGUGGCAAGGCUUUCACCCAGAAAUCAGAUCUAGAGCGUCAUCAGCGGGUGCACACAGGGGACCGGCCAUACAUUUGCCAGGACUGUGGGAAAUGCUUCUCCGUCAGCUCCCACCUCGACCGGCACAGGCGCACCCACCAGGACAACCCUCUGGAGAAGCCUUCAGCCGCCGCUCUGGUCCCCGCUACCCAUUACUGUCCCAACUGUGGGAAAUGUUUUGGACAACGUUCUGCUCUCACAAAGCACUGUAAGACUCAUUCGGGGGAGCGCCCGUACCCCUGCAGCGCCUGUGGCAAGCGGUUCAGCCGCAGCUCCAACCUGGCGCAGCACCAGCGCAUUCACACAGGGGAGCGCCCCUUCCCAUGUGCUGACUGUGGCAAGAGGUUCAUCCAGCGUUCUGACCUGGAGCGCCACCAGCGGGUGCACACCGGGGAACGCCCGUAUACUUGCGCCCAGUGCGGCCGGGGUUUUUCCGUGAGUUCCCAUCUCGACCGCCACCAGAGAGUCCACCAAGCCCUCGCGGUGGCUGCAGCUGCCCACUGCUGCCCAGAACAUGUAAAAGGGUUCCUCCUCAGCAAUGGGGCCAAGCAGACCCUGAAAUACCAGCUGUAUGGCGGCAAAGGACGUCUCACUCGCAGUGGCCAUUGCUUAGACUGUGGGAAAAGCCUGAGCAAGCUUCCCGCUCAGCCCCCGGGGAUUGCGGUCGAGAAGCCGUACAAGUGUGAGGCUUGUGGGAAGGCCUUCGCCCAGCGCUCGGCGCUGAUGAAGCACCAGCGCAUCCACACUGGGGAGAAGCCUUUCUCCUGCGGGGAGUGCGGCAAGGGCUUCAUCCAGAAGUCGGAUCUGACCAUCCACCAGCGCAUGCACACCGGGGAGAAGCCAUACCGCUGCGACACCUGUGGCAAGUGCUUCAGUGUCAGUUCCAACUUGCUGACUCACCAGCGCACCCAUCUGGGGGAGAAGCCCUACGCCUGUGGGGAGUGUGGCAAGGCCUUCGUCCAGCGCUCGGAGCUGACCAUCCACCAGCGGACCCACACGGGGGAGAAGCCCUACAAAUGUAGCCUCUGCAGCAAAUGCUUUAGCCGCAGCUCUCACCUGAACCGUCACCGGCGCACCCAUGGCGGCCAGACGGACUCAGCUGCUCCAGUCCCUUCCCCAUUGCUUGCCCCCAACCCACACAAGCCAAGCAUUCCUCUGCCCAGCUCCGUCUUCUCCGCCUCCUUUUCCUCUCCCAGCCCUCUCCCUCCCUUACCCGCCUUCCCUUCCUCACCUUCCCCUCUUCCCCUCCCUGGUUUGGAGCUGCCUUGGACUCUCCCCUUCCCAUCCCAGGGUUUUCCCCAUCCAACCUACGUGCCCCCUGCUCCAGACACAGCCCAGGCUUCUCUCACCAACUAGUUCUUCCCCUUCCAGCCUCUUCUCUUUAUUCCUGCUCAAUGUCCUCCUUCUCUUCCUUCUAGUUGCCCUCCCAAAUCCGUUCUGGUUUUGCUUCUUCCUUCUCCUUCUCUGUUCACUGAGCUUCACUGUUCCCCUGCUCUGUUUUCACUGGCCAUCCAUGGGGAAGCUAGAAAGGAGAAGCCGGCAGAAACGGUGGGCGUACAUCGGUGAAGCAGGUUGCACUAGGGCUAUACAACAAAGGGGCUUGGCCCUUUCCUUCUUCCUGCCUUCUGCAUCAUCGCGAGACAGUAUCAAACUCUCCAUCUUAUCACCAGAGCUAGAACCACCCUGGGUACCAGCUCAGCUGGGAGAGAAAGAGGAAGUUGGCAGCUGCAGUAGCAAGG